GCGAGAACAACAGGUAACAGAUGAUAAGAAUAACAGACGAAAGUCAAAAAGACAUGAAGACUGCUUGUUGGGUUGCCCUUGUCUCUGUUCUUUACCUUUCCGUGUCAGCUACGUCUUCAACUCCGGUUUCAAUACCUUCUCAACUUCAGAAAAUAGCUCAACUGGUCAUCCCUUACAUCAACAAGGCCCGUGGCUACACAUUGCUACAACCUAACACAAACAGGUUUACUGUGCAGUCCAGUGAUUCAAACCCUCACACUAGCGUAAAAGAAGACGAAGACGAAAAAAACCUUCUACCUGAUAAAGGCAUCACAGACUUUGAAGACGGAGAUUUAGACAAUUUACAAGCACCAUCUCACAGAUUUGAUGAUUAUGGCCACCUGAGAUUUGGAAGAAGUGGUCCGGCAGAAAAAACUGAUGACUAUGGCUACAUGAGAUUUGGAAAAUAAUAUAAAUUUUUCUUUCACUAAUUCUACACUAAAGAAAUCACUAUUGAACAAUAAAAUGAUACAGAAAUCUCAAUUACUUUUUGAAUAUCAUAAAAUUAUGUAUUACGCAAACAAAAAUAA
Molecule: messenger RNA, 569 nt
Organism: Limulus polyphemus (Atlantic horseshoe crab)
Lineage: Eukaryota; Metazoa; Arthropoda; Merostomata; Xiphosura; Limulidae
Exons: 2
Coding region: 21-449 (142 amino acids)
Biological process (GO): neuropeptide signaling pathway
Source: RefSeq, a predicted model, not a curated record